AUGAAAGGGAAGAAUGAUGAUCUACCCUUAGAGGUUGUCCCUGAGAAGGAAGUGACUGAGAAGGAAAACAAGGUAAAGAAGGGUGUGAAUAAUAACAAUGAAAAAUCAGUUUGUGCAUGUUCUAAUAGUAAAAAAGAAAGUAACAAGGAGGAAGAGUAUGGGAACAAAGAAAAGGUUAAAAAAUUUGAAUCAGAGGAUUUGAAGGUUGGUCCUAUCAUCCAGGGUAAAGUUGAUCAGUUUUCCUAUGAUGAUGCUUCAACUUCAUCUAAUAAUAAGGAAAAUGAGGAAGACUUUAACGAAGCGCAGGACUGUAAUAUUUUGGAUAACGAAAACAAGAGGUUGUCGGUGUCACCGGGGAAAGGAAAGAGGAAGAUUGAGGAAGGUGGGCGUAGCAAGGAUGAGGUGACACAGAGCAAAAAGGGUAAAAAAGCCACUAUGGAGAAAAUUCAAGAGGACAUGGGUAAACAAAAGGAUACAGAGGUUGAUUCUGAGGACAUGGGAAAAGAUGAAAGCAAGAUGGAGACUGAUGAGUCCGACGGAGAGGAGAGCUGGAAAGAAGAGGAAGACAAUCAGAUUAAUAAGGAGGAAAGGGAAAUGGAAACUGAGCAGGAGAAGGAUAAGCAUAAAACGAGCAGGGAUCAAGAUAAAGUUGGAGAUGGGAUUAUUCUGGAUAAACUCAAAACCUAG
Molecule: messenger RNA, 687 nt
Organism: Cryptomeria japonica (Japanese cedar)
Lineage: Eukaryota; Viridiplantae; Streptophyta; Pinopsida; Cupressales; Cupressaceae
Exons: 3
Coding region: 1-687 (228 amino acids)
Source: RefSeq, a predicted model, not a curated record